AUGAUUGGUCAACUGUACGAAUAUCAGUUACUUAUCUACGUACGAGUACGCAUGCACUAUAUUAAUUUUGGUCAUCCAAUGAUGAAUGCGGCGAAUAACGCCAUAUUUCGAAUUUUUGAUGAUACCUGCAAUAAUUUCCAAUCACCACAAAACGGUCCUGCUUUUUCUACCGUAUAUUCACCUGAAACCACCACGAUGCGACAACAGAAUCAAUGUGUCAACAUAUAUGUUUCUUAUCAACUUUUACCGUUUGGGCUCAAUUUCAAGAUGAGAAUUCGAAUCAGUACAUUUUAUUUGCAUUGCAGCACACGACCAAUGACACGAGAAAUGUCACAUUCAAUGCUUUCAUCAGGUAUACAGGUUGGGACACAUGUGACAAAUGAUUCAAAUGUCUUUGCUGAUGUAAUGGGACCAAUUUCUGAGUCACGAUAUGGCCAAGAUAACAGUUCUAAACAACCAAGAAUGUGCAUUAUAUGA
Molecule: messenger RNA, 477 nt
Organism: Loa loa (African eye worm)
Lineage: Eukaryota; Metazoa; Nematoda; Chromadorea; Rhabditida; Onchocercidae
Exons: 6
Coding region: 1-477 (158 amino acids)
Source: RefSeq, a predicted model, not a curated record